CUUUCAGGAAAGGUUUUCUCAAAGCUUAGCUAUACUGUGCCAAAGUCAACUGUUAAGGAUGUUGCUGAAUGUAAACCUGGGGUGAUUGAAAUUGUGUUAGCCAAUCUUAGAAUGAAAGUGAGUUAUUUUCGUCUUUUCUCUUUUGGCAUCAUCAGACAAUGUAUAUCCCCACUCCCUAAUUAUAGACUGUACUAAGCCAUUUUCUUGUCUGCUGCAAAAAAGCUACAUAGCAGCAAGCAAAUUACCCACCUUUAUAUUGCAAUUUUAAUGUGUAAAAACUUAGCCUAGGUAGCAGGUGCUUGGAAGUAAUGGGCGCAGGAAAGAACAGGGUGCGUGAGAGACUUUAAAGAGGUUUUCUCUUUAGAGCAUUGGUAUUAUCUAAAAGGUUAACAUGAGGUUUCAUGCUGGUGAAGUUGUUUGGCAAGUCACCCCUUGCAAUUCCCAAUUUCCAUGGUAGAGGGGGACAAGCAAAGACAUUUGCACAGAAAUAUUGCCCUGGAGGUGGGAACAUUUACUCACUUUCUCUAGCUUAUUUUUCAAAGUUCCUGCUUAUGCGUGGGUAGAGGGGUUGGGGGGGAUUACAUUGACUGGUACAUUACUGUUUGUCAUUUGCUUUUCCUUUUUUGCCGUUAUCAGAUUGAAAAGUUUAUGGCGAAGAAGAAGGCUGAUAGUCUACGAAAGCAACAACAAGUUUAUGAUGAGUUUUCUCCCAAUGGGCCAAUCAAUGAUCAUGAACCUUAUAUGUAUGAUGACGGACAGCCUUAUCUUGGUAAUCAAGAUUAAUUUUGUAUUCAGUCGCAGUGUUCUCCUAAUCAGACAGUAAUGGGAAAAGUUUACUUCUUAAUAUUAUAAAGCAACACUUCUUAGUGCCUGCAAACAUUUGAAGGUUUACUGAAAUUAAAUAACUUAUUUUAAAAAAAUGGCAAGUUGUGAUCCAUUCCUAUUCUCCGUUCUUCAUGUAGGUCACUCAAAGUUUUUAACCUCUGGGCCCAGUGAUUAACUGUGGUUUAUCUGAACCCGGCUUUGAACAAUCCGGCCCUGAUCUGAACGCCAAUAGCUUAAUUACAUUGGCUGAUUUGCCUAAAAUAGGUCACAAAAUGAGGGAGUGACAUUUCAGAGAACUUAGCCUCUACAAGUAAAACUUUUACUGGGAAGGUGGGGCCUUGACCCUCGCCAUGCCAUGCCUUGACCUUUGCCCAAUGGGUAAAGGUCUCGGCAAGUCAUCCUCAAACAAAAUCAUAUGUAAAAAAAGGCAAGGAGUCAGUGGCCAAAAUGUGAGAGCUGCUUGCCUUAAGGACAAGCUAGAAUUCAAGUUCUUUUCAAGCCUUGUAAAUAAUUAACACCUGCUAUUUUGGUAUCUGAAAUUUUUACUGAUCACGACAUUGACUGUGUAUACUCUAACUCAUAUAAGAGAUGGUGUUUGCUUUUUUUUCAGGGCCAGAGAACAACUAUGGUUAUGCAUUUAAUACUGGUUAUGGGCAGCAACCAAUUGCAACAAAUGAUGUAAGUACAGUCAAUCCAAAAUUUUAAAAGUUUUAAACAUUUUGUUACUUGUGGUGUUAUAAAACACUCCAAUGUGAGAGGUACACUGUACAUUAAAAACUCAAAGAGGAGAAGAGCCUGCCAAGAACUGCAUGAAUAAUUGAAGGUUAGGUGCAAUGAAAAAUUGCCAGAGUUGUUUAGAGUUCUAAUAGAGGUCUAAUUAACAAUUAUUUUUUACGUUCAUUUUGGGACUUUGAGUACUGGUUGCUUUCGCCUGAUGCUUUUUCUGGUAAAAGUAAGUUGCAGUUGCUUUCAAAGAUGUCCACAGACCGUCUAUUUCCUCCUUUCCCCACCCCCACUUCCUUGCGCUUGCGGUCAAUAAAUCCCCCGCGGUUUUUGUUUCUAUAAACGCACGCGAAAAUCUGUAAAGAGAAACAAGAGGGUCUUUGAACAGGCUAUGACUGCUUACUCGCAGCCGUUCUUGUCUUGUCUCGCAACGCUCCUCCCCAACAAAUGGUUGCUCACAUUCGAACCGCAUUCCUUUCCCGAUUUGAGCCAAUCACAGCUAUAGCUCCUUCUUUUGGAACUGUUUCGCGCCCAACUAUCCUAUGACACGCCCUCCGAUUAUAGCCUGCAUUCUAUCGCAUCAUCUGUGGUGUCAAGUCGUCUCCUAGAAAACCGUUAAUUUUUCUCGUCACGUGCAUAACUUUUUGUUUUUAAUAAAACAGACUUGAAAUUGCUACGAUUCGACUACCUGUACAGGGUCAGAAUUGAAUUUGGCGUCAACUUAAAGCGGUGUUUGUGUUUUCAUACAUAUGUACCUGCAAUUCCAAUGGUUUGUUUUUUAGAAGCACGUAUGCUUUAACACGCUGUUCUUUCAGCAGGUGAUGGGUCCACAUGGAGCAGUGCCGUACCAGGCACGUCCACCAGACAAGCAAGGUGGCGACAGUCCCCGAGGUGGGGCUAAUGCUCGGUUUAAGAACAGAGAUGGAAGGGCUGCAGCCAUUCCUGGACCCCUGGGUGAAAAAACAAAACUUGCUCCCGUUAAUCAAGGAAAAGGGUGAGUUUGCUGCACAGCAGAGGAAAACAGGGAAACAAGGGGAACAAGAGAACAGGGGAACGGGGGAACGGGUGAACCGGGGAACAAGGAAAACAGGGAAACAAAGGGCGGCGAAAUUGCGAUUUCGUUUAUAAACUCCUAUUGCAAAAUUUUUUCAACGGAGGAAAUUUAUCACCUUUCGAAUACAUGUAGGGAACAUGUCAUUUGACGUUUGGCGUAAAGGUCACGUUGACGCGCAUGCUCCAUGAGAAAGCAAACGGACGCUCGCAGUGGUUUGUCUCCCCCUCGUAGCGUAGCGUCAAACUUGGAGAAACAACUGCUCGCAGGGUAGUAUUCAUGUUGAUUGUUUUGUCUGCAGGAAAGUGCUACGCUCCCAGUCAUACCAAGACGUUAACGGUACAACUGGAGAUUCUCAAAAUACAAGAUUGCUAUUGGAAGAAAAGGAACAAGCCUUGCUUGCCUCCCAAGAAACUGUUCAGGUACGCUAAAAUGCCCAAAAUGCCGUUCAUAGGUCGAGCACUUCGCGAUUUUCCGUUCCAGAUGCAAAUUAUAAGCUUCGGAAGUUUGCGCAUACGUAGAAAGAAAAAUUUCCAAGGGUUUUGAGUUUAAAAGUGACACAGCCGUCUCGACUUUUACUUUUCGCUUUCUCUUCUCCCUUCCUCGUGAAAUUUUUCAUGAAAUUUUCGGGCAAAUUUACCAUUUUUUUUGCCUUUUUAUCCGGCUUCCUUGACCAAAUCGUGGUCAUUCUGGAAUAGUCUGAAAGAUCUCUUCACCCUUCACAAGUUAGGUAACAAAGUUGUCCUUACCCCUUGAACUGGCAUGGACGGUUACGGGCGGUGGAGGGGUGAAUGCGUUUAAAAACAGUAACGAGUAAUUUAGUUACUAGCAUUUUAAGAUUUUGAUAAAAAUCAAUAAUAAUUGUAUCAAUUCUUAUCAGUAUAUAAUGUCAAUUAAUAAUAAUCAUUGUCGUAAUUUCUUUCUAGAUUUUAAAUGUUAAAAUUCGAAGACUAGAGCACUUGCUUCACCUAAAGGAUUUAAGAAUAGAUGACCUAACAAAAAGACUCCAACAAGCGACGCAGCCCCUGCCUCGACAGCUACCACCCCAACCACACCCACCUCAGCCACCGGCUGUGGAUCCAUCAUUACCAGCUAUGCAUAUGCAUCAUCAACAACCGCUUCCACCGGUUCAUCAUACGUCUUACAGUGCGCAACAGUUACAAGAGCACUAG
Porites evermanni is the source of this 3771-nucleotide messenger RNA. The record is from the annotation of a GenBank genome assembly. NCBI's taxonomy places the organism in Eukaryota, Metazoa, Cnidaria, Anthozoa, Scleractinia, Poritidae.